AUGAAAGCAUCUGAUUUGGUUAGUGAAAUAUGCUCGAAAACACGAAAUUCCUCCGAGUGUUUGUACGAAUUAAGAGGAGAACAUGGAAAAAACCUCAGCGAAAUGGCCCAAUCAUUAACUUUUGUAGCACAUGUUACGGCAUUAUUAGCAAAUGACACAGCUCAACUGUGUGAAAAACAAGAAAAAAAUUAUUUGAAGAGGGAGAGAUGUCGUUCAUGUGUGGGGAAUUAUGUUCGUAUCAUGGAUGAUCUCGUAGAAUGGAAGCAAUCUGUCAACUCUGGAAACUAUCAAAAUCUGCUAUCAAAAGCAGAUGCCAUGUCGAAAGAGGCUGAAUCAUGUGACAAAAACUUUGAACAGCCACCAAGUGAACCUCCACAACUCGUAUUAACAACAAAAUCUUUUCGAGAUAUUUGUAGUAUCCUCGUGGUUGUUUCCUAUAGAUUAGCAGGUCGAAUUAUCUAA
This is a messenger RNA of Fraxinus pennsylvanica, 462 nucleotides long. Lineage: Eukaryota; Viridiplantae; Streptophyta; Magnoliopsida; Lamiales; Oleaceae. The record is from the annotation of a GenBank genome assembly.